GUCAUUCGCUUACUUCGACCCACGUCAUGUCGACAAUCGGGAAUCUCAAAUCGCGUCGUUAAUGGUAGAAUAUCAAGCUGUGUGAAUUUUACAGUUAGCGUACUGUUUGCAUUUCUACACGCGUUAUGAAAACUUAACAAAACUUUCAUUUUGUAUUGAUUAACCACGCAAGUAAUAAAAAUAAUUCCUCAUUACAUGUUCGUCCGGCGACAGUAUUGAUUGACACAGUUUUCAUUAGCCAUGGCUUCAAAAGCGCCUAAUAUGUCGAGUAAAAAGUCCGUAAUAUGGGCCUACCUGUUCUGGUUGACCACCGGUAUAUUUGGGGGACAUCAUUUCUACCUGCGACGGGAUAGGCACGCCUUUGUAUGGUGGACAACUCUGGGAGGGUUUUUCGUCGGCUGGCUGGGAGAAAUAUUUCGUAUCCCUAGGUAUGUAAGAGAUGCUAACGAAGACCCUAAGCAUAUGGAGGAGCUCGCCCACAGAAUGAUCCAGAACAAGAAGCCACCAUUCUCCAUGAAUCGGUUCACGGGUAUGCUGAUGGUCGGCUAUUCCUGGGGACAAAUGACAAUGUUUGCUAUACCACCUGACUUCUGGGGCAUGAAUCUCAAGUAUCUUAACCUCCUGAUACCGUUGUCAGUUGCGCUGGGUGUAUGGACAGUGGGCAACAUUGGACGUGAACAGGGCUCUCUGAAGUGGCCACUCAUUGGCGCUUACCUCGGCUAUCCGGUUCGUUAUUACGUGUACGACGAUAGUCUCUGGUUUACCGUCAUGCUACUUGCCUCGGCCUGCGCCUUCGACUCCUACUCCAAGGAAUGGAGGCGAACUCCUAAGAAGAAGACCCAUAUUGCCAAGCGUGUUGUUAUCCUCGGGGUUUGUGCGGCCCUGUACCUUGGACUCUGGUGCAGCUACCUGUACUUCCACGGGACGAUCACAGACAGCGAGGGUGACGAGGUGCCAAUAUACGAAGCUCUGCAUCAUUUCUUCACUAGUCCGUGGUGGUUGGAUGUGAAACAAUGUCUCCUGGAAACUUACCAGUAUGCACAGCACCAUGGUUGGUACGAGGUCUGGAAGCAGAUAAUAGACCUGUCUGAUCCACAUGGAGAGCAAAACGCCUAUAAGACUGCUCUAAGGAAUCUGAAUAUGGUGGAUAUGUGCCCCGUAGAAACUCUGACAGCGGCUUCUUUAAGUCGAAGGGUUCUGGGUGUUGACCGGGACGCCAGCCAGCAAGAGAUCACGUCGACGUGGAGGAAGCUGUCGCGAGAGCAUCAUCCCGACAAAGUGAAGGACGAGAAAGAGCGCAGGGCUGCCCAAGAACGCUUCAUGGAAAUCCAACAGGCCUACGAAAUCCUAUCCAACAGCAAGCACCGCAGAAACCGUCGCAAUAAAAAAGACAACUCCGAACCAAGUGCUACCAAAAUAGAUUUGUAGGAUCAACUCAAAGGUGACCCGUACUUGCUCAUCUGCGAGUCUUGGGAUCACUUUUUGGGAGCAUUAUUACUCAAACUACGAAAAUUAAUCAUCCUGUCUACGUAUGGGUCUGUGAUUUUCGUAAUUUAUAUGGGAGUAAAACCUUUUCAUAAUUAUCAGCAAAAGUUCUUUGAUGAUUGAAUUCUGGAUUUCCCGAAGUGAUGCCUAGAAUAUUCGCGGAAGUACGUGCCACCUUUGAAGCAAUUUUAACGCAUUUAAUCAGUGGAAUUUCAAACAUUAAUAGACUUUACUUAUCUACUUUUUAAACCUGAUUCAUCGUAAAUGGACAGUAUAUAUGAUAUCAAGUAUUAUUAUGGGAAACAAAAUCUAUAGCAAUACACAAUUUAUUGCUCUAUUUGGCGAAGAACUAGAUACGGCUUGCAUGUUUUUAUAAUUAGAAUUGGCUAUCAGUAGUAUAUUAAAAAUAGUUGAAGCAGUUUUCCCGCGGUGUAUAAACAAACAAAAAAGGUUUCCUCUAUAUUGUAUUAGUAUAUAUGUUAUAGGCAAUGUGUAUUAUCCGGCAUUGUAUAGAAUGCGUAGUAUUUACUCAAAAUAAUAACUGUAUUCAACAAUUUUCUACUUUUAAACAUUAUCUCAUUAAGCCGUAUAUAUUGCAGGGCCUGAUAUACCUACCAUUGUCCGAAAAAUAUUAUUUAUUUAUUUAUAUUUAUUUAUAAGUAAAGGGUAUUAUAAGCCAACUGGGCUACCAUUUCAGCUUACGCUUUUUGAGUAUUUUUAAUUGUAAAAAGGGAAGGUGUUUGAAACACCCUUGCUAGCUUACCUGCAAUUACUAUUUAAUCCAAUACACCUUAAACGUUCAAUUAUAUCACUCGGUAGGAAUAUGUAUAAACUUUCAACGACUGUUUUACAGUAGGUAUCUUAUAAAUGUAUAAAUAAGUAGAAAAUAAUAAUGGCUCAACAGUGUGGUCAACUGCAUAUAAUCUCGAAUUAAUAUUAGUAUUUUAAAUUAUUGAAGAACUGAUGUUAUUUUAUAUGCAUUUAAAACACCAAAUUUAUUUAGAUUAUAAACUACUGUUAGCCUUCGUACUUAAUAUUGAUUUAAUUAAAAUGAAAUUGAAACGAUUAUAUUCGCAUCAAUUUCUUGUGAAAAAAAAGAUCUUAUUUUUAAUAAGCGCAACGCGACGCCGUCCAUUCCUUUUUCGGAACCUAGUUUUGAUAAAGUAGUUAGGAUUAUUUUAUUUUACUUUUUAUAACACUUGAAAUUUAAGAAAAGAAAAUAGAUUUUUUGGCUAUUUUAUAUUAGCAGUUUAGUUAAAAACAAAAGUGUUCUUAAACUACAUAUAUGUCAGCUAUAUGCAGUAAGUAGGUAUAUUACUUAUUGUACUGCAGGUUUCUUCAACUUUUUUAUAUUUUUAAUUUUGUAGUUGCGGCGACAUCGAACGACAUACAAAGUUAAGAUUUUUUUAGCUGAUGAUAGUCACUUAAAAUGUAACUUACCUCUAUUUAUUUUUAAUUUAUGGUGUUUGUUUUAAGUAAUUUAUCCCACUCCAUUUGAUAAAUAGUUUAUAAGACGAUUGCAUUUUAUUUUAUAUUUUAUUUUGUCACAGUGUUGUACUUAUCGAAAGGUUGUAUUUAUUAUCCAGGUACAUUGUUGUUUUGAUGCAAAUGUUUUUUUCUUAUAUUUUAUUUACGUGUAUGGUGUCGAAUUAUUAAAUAAAGUAUUACUAAUCGA
Molecule: messenger RNA, 3160 nt
Organism: Helicoverpa armigera (cotton bollworm)
Lineage: Eukaryota; Metazoa; Arthropoda; Insecta; Lepidoptera; Noctuidae
Gene: wus
Product: dnaJ homolog subfamily C member 22
Exons: 7
Coding region: 241-1428 (395 amino acids)
Cellular component (GO): membrane
Source: RefSeq, a predicted model, not a curated record